Molecule: messenger RNA, 1678 nt
Organism: Heterobilharzia americana
Lineage: Eukaryota; Metazoa; Platyhelminthes; Trematoda; Strigeidida; Schistosomatidae
Source: the annotation of a GenBank genome assembly
GCUUGGCAUAGUGAUUUUUCAACAGUUAGGUCACGUCUCUUUUUGGAUUUCUUGAGAUAGGGCCUUGUUAUCCAACUUAGCAAGUGGUACUAAAUGCUUACAUACAGAUUAUUUAUCGGUCUGCAUAAAGACAGCAACUUAUUAAUUAUAUCGGACGAAAAAGCUGUCAUCUAUGACAAAGAUCAAGUUUCCACCUUUAAUAUGGGAGCAGCUGGUUAGCUUUCUGCCGACAUCCCAUCUAUACGAGGUUCGUAGUAUCCUAGGUGAAGACAUUGUCGAUCAGACUGUGGAACUGAAAUGCGAAGUUAUUUCAUUUUUAGAAAUAGUCAAAGAUAGUGCCCUUGCCACCAAGUCUUUUCAGGUUACAGCCCCUCAUCCAUCAGCCUGCCCAGAAUAUGCAGCUGACAUCAGACGUUUUGCCACUCUUUAUUUGGGAGAUACUAAUAAAAAGUUGAAGCAGGAAAUCAAAAACCAAGUUACUUAUCAUUUAAAAGAUGAAUCUGAGCUUGAAAAUUCGAUUAAAAGGAUAAGAGAUGGAUUGAGUAAAGAAGUUUCAUAUUUAGAAAAAUAUUUACAAGAUAUGCAGAAUUCUCUACUAAAGCUCUUCGAUACAUCCAAUUACCGAGAUGAAAGGGAAAAUCGCCCUUGUCAAGUAUAUUCAGCACUUCCUGUACCAAGUACAAUUUGUAAUACAACAGAUGCUCAAAAACAAGUACACGAAUUAUCUUGUGGCUUAGAGUUUCUUCUCAGUCAAAACUCUGUCGAUAAAGUGCUCCCUAAAUCAGUUUCUCCUUACUCACCAACGUGUUAUGCUCCACCGUCAGCUGGCGCCUCUUCCUCUUCAUCUAACACAACUAUGAAUAAUCCAACCACCGAUCCACUCGUCUCUCACCAAAACUCAAGUUAUCAUACAAAACCACAAAGGAUCCCUUGGAAAAAGAGUAAAGAUGGUUCAAAUCCUAAUGCUGAAAUAUACAGUUCUACAAAUGUUCAUAAAUUACCUGGUUCAGAAGGCAACAGAGGAGAAGGAAGCAUUAGUCUUGAAUGUCUGGAAAAUGGAACUAAUGAAAAAUCCAAUGGAUCAGUUACUUUGUCCACAAUUUUAAAUUCAGCCACAAACAAGUCAUACGGACAACUGAAACAGUCACAAGAUUCAUUUUAUAUAAAUCAAUCUCAGCUUAACAACCGAACAUUAUUAACAUCCAGUUCAGAGAAAUCUUAUACUCGCUUUGCUGGGAACAAGAACUGUCACAGUUGCUGUCAUUUCAAUUCAGCACAAAGAUUUCGGCAAAUGAUACUUAAAGCGCGGCAAGAGAGUGCAGACUCAUAAGGUCAAAUAUCUUAUUUGACCAACCACUGAAGAUCUUAUGGAGCAGUACAAAGCUAAAACUUCUAGUUAUAACCUUUUCUUGAUUGCUUAAUUUACGACUAACUCUUGUCAAAAGUUUACAUCCUAACUGAAAGACUUGUAAAACAAUUGAAUUUGUAAACAUUUUCCAUUACAGAAUACGGAUAACUUUUGUAAUGUUUCUGGUGUUUCACCUAAACGCAUUCCUGAAACCACUUGAAAUGCAAACAGUUUGACUCUGAGUUUCCAUACAUAUGGAUUACAUGUGCAGGGGAAAAAAAUUUCAGUCAACAAUUCAUACUAGUAUAAUUACAUGUAUUUUGGUUUUUC